AUGAUUGCAGGAAACAUUACACAUACAAAAACUAGAUCUAUCGUCCCGGUAGAGUUGAACGCAUUAAUCUUUUGGAAUGCGAAGAUAUUGGGUGAGUUCUACCGGGAAUUGAAUAAUACCAUCAAAGCUUUGGAGUAUGAAGUCAUUGCUACGGAAUGGAAGGAUGCUGUAAAUGCAGUAUUAUGGAACGAGGAAGUGGGUGCCUGGUUGGAUUUUGAUUUGCUCAAUCAAAAAAAACGAAACUAUUUUUACCCAACUAAUAUAUCACCCUUAUGGACGGGGUGUUACGACAAAAAUCGAACAGAUUAUUUUGUGACAAGGAUAUUAAAGUAUUUAAAAGAAAAUGAAGUAUUGACGACUCCUGGGGGAGUACCAACGACUCUCAUGAAAACUGAUGAGCAGUGGGACCAACCUAAUGCAUGGCCCCCACUGCAAUACAUGAUGGUGAAGUCGUUGCAGAACACGGACAAUGAAGAUGCAAAAGUAAUGGCGGCAAAAAUAGCUUCAAAAUGGCUAUGUACGAACUUCGUGGCCUACUAUGGAGACAAACAGUACAAGAUGUAUGAAAAGUACCUAGUGAAUGGAGAUGGCAAAAAAGGAGAAAGUUCAGGAGAAUACGAAAUCCAGGACGGAUUUGGAUGGACGAAUGGGAUCGUUCUCGAAUUUUUACAAUUAUACAAAUCUACAGCCUCAACAGAAGAAUGGAAGAUAACGGCAAAUAGCUGUUAUAAAGAAUACAAGAAACUGAUAAUUUAA
Macrosiphum euphorbiae (potato aphid) is the source of this 756-nucleotide messenger RNA. Lineage: Eukaryota; Metazoa; Arthropoda; Insecta; Hemiptera; Aphididae. The record is from the annotation of a GenBank genome assembly.